Molecule: messenger RNA, 624 nt
Organism: Cooperia oncophora
Lineage: Eukaryota; Metazoa; Nematoda; Chromadorea; Rhabditida; Trichostrongylidae
Source: the annotation of a GenBank genome assembly
AUGUUAAAGAAGUCUCAUUAUGACUAUUCUACACUACUUAAAAAAGGCGCCGCGACCGACCUGAAGAUCUGCACUGGGAAGAACGCAUGUUGCACAAAAAACAUUGAAGAUGAAAUUCUCGAAAGUUCCGAGAAGAUCUUCAGAGCUCAACUCGAAGACAAACUAGUUGUCCUGCGACAUCUGAUCAAUUCGAAUUUGAACAGCUUCAGAACAUUCUUCUACAAUUCACUCAACGCAUGCCACGAGCAUUUGGAUACUCUAUUCGAUCGUACUUAUGGAGCAUUCUAUCAGAGCAAUUCCCAGAUUUUCGACACGUUUUUCAAUCGUCUACGAGCGUUCUCGUCGCCGUUUUCCGACGCCAAAGUGUCGCAGAUUACUGGCCGAUUGUUCGAGGAAAUGUUCGUCAUCAUGUUCCAACUGAUGAAUCCCAUGCACACAGUGUCGGCAAGUCAGCGUCGUUGUAUGAUUGAAGGCAUGGAAGAAAUCGCGCCAUUUGGCAACGUACCAAAAAAGAUUACGGUACAUAUGGAAAAAUCGUUAACGUUCUGGAAACAUUUCGUCACUGGACUUGAUAAAGUCAACAAUAUUUUUGAUGGAUUUAUGAAUGUGAGUUUUUUUAAUUAG